GAGCCGAGAGACAGUCCGACGCUCAGCGGACAGAAACACGGAGCCACCGUCUGACACUACCCGGCGAGGUGAGCACGGUGUCCGGUCAGAACAGGCGAGAGGGGACGGGUAAUAAACAUUUUUUAGCCGAGGUACGACAGCAAGGAUUAAAAUUGCAGCCUGGACCAAAACGUCUUGCCGACAUUUAUGAAGCUUUUAAGGCCUUUUGAUUGAUCGGCCAAUCGAUGGGGAUUUUCAGAGGAGCUCCGACUGCCUUCGCUGCCUGUCCUCCUCCUCCCCCCUCCCCCCGCAGCCUCUUCCUAGCCCCCACCAACUCCGUCAUCCAGACUUCCAUUCAGCCCUCAAUAAACAAAAUGACUCUAGACCUUACUGAAUGGUCUUCUAUAUGGAUUUUUACAUCUAGUAAUAGACAAUAAGAAAAAGAGGGAGAAACCUCAAUGACAAAAAAGCCAUAAACACACACACACACACACACACACACACACACACACACACACACACACACAUUAAUAUACACACUCACACAUACACACACACAAACACACCUGACAAACACAGACAAAAUUCAAACGCCCACUCUUGGAAUGUACCGCACACUCUUCCUGUGAAAAUUCAAUUGCUUCCUUUUUAUUUUUCUGGAUUCUUUUUUUUGUUACAAGUUUUGGAAAGCUGAUUUUGUUUUAUUUUUCCACUCUGGGACAAUACAAGCAGCUGAGAGGAGGAUAACCACGUGUUGAAUUAGAAGCUGCAGGAUUUUGGGAGGACAACUUGUUAAGAGGACAACUGAUUGCUGGAAAAAAGUUCUGUUUAUUUUACAUUAUCUUCCCAGAUCUAUCAGUUUUUUCCUUUAUUUACAUCGUGUCCAAAGCCUUUUUUAGUUUUGGUUCGACCCAAGAUUUACAUUUUAUUACCUUGCAUACUAGGACACUAUCUGUUACAGGUUUUUUUUAAAUUCCAGUGUUAAAGCACUCCUCAUGUUUUGAUCUCCCUUAAAUGGGUAUUCAUUGUUUAAACCAGUAAUAGUUUGCAUGUGACUAUAAAGUUACUAGCACAUGCUGCAAUUUGUAGCUUGUAAAGAUUGUAAUUAAGUCACCACUAGCUUUAAAGUAACAACAAGUGACUUGAAAUUCAUAGUUUGAGGAAACAGUAUUGUUUUUUUGGUAGCUACAGGUAAUUGUUCUCAGAUUUGUCAACGUUAGAGUGGGUGCACGUCUUCCCUUGUUGCGUGCAUGCCCUCCACCAUGCCUCCCCAGAACACAGAGGCUGACGCUAUGCAGGUCGGAUCUCUGGUGGGCGGUGGGAAUGCCAAAAACUCAGAGGCAUCAGGUGUGGACGAAGAGAAAGGAGGAACAGGAGGCGAGACGGAUGGAUUGGGAGGUCGAGGAGGGGAGGAGUCAGCGAGCGAGCGAUCAGUCGAACGCAUACCCUUAAAGCGAUGGGUGAUGCAUGGUGCUGUAAUGUUUGGCCGGGAGUUCUGCUACGCUAUGGAGACAGCACUGGUGACACCAGUCCUGCUGCAAAUAGGUCUUCCAGAGCAGUACUACAGUCUGACAUGGUUCCUCAGUCCGGUCCUCGGCCUCAUGUUCACGCCGCUGAUCGGCUCUGCCAGCGACCGCUGCACUCUGCGAUGGGGCCGCAGGAGACCCUUCAUCCUGGCCCUCUGCAUCGGGACACUGUUAGGAGUGGCACUCUUUCUGAAUGGAUCGCUGAUAGGUUUGUCGAUGGGUGACGAGCAGGGGAGACAACCAAUAGGAAUUGUUCUUACAGUGCUGGGGGUGGUGGUGUUGGACUUUAGUGCGGACGCAUCAGAGGGACCAAUCAGAGCGUACCUGCUAGACGUGGCGGACUCCGACGAACAAGACAUGGCGCUCAACAUCCAUGCUGCCUCAGCGGGUCUUGGUGGUGCGGUCGGCUACGCCCUCGGUGGUUUAGACUGGACGCACACUUUCCUUGGUGCAGCCUUCAAGUCUCAGGAGCAGAUCCUGUUCUUCUUCGCUGCCAUCCUCUUCUUCAUCUCUGUGGUAUUACAUCUCUUCAGCAUUGAUGAGCAGCAGUACUCGCCCCAACAUGACAGGAUUGACCAGGAGAGUCCAGAUCGCACCAAACCGCUACCUUUGACCAAUGGCAGGAAUGGACUUCUCACCCCCAAGCUGGAAUUGAUUGGAGAAAAUGAAACGAUCGAUAGCUACGACCUCAAUGACCCCUACGGAGACAACCUAUCAGAGCAUGGAGAUAUGGACAUGGACUUUCUAGAGAUGGAGCUUGUACGAAGUAAAAGUGACAGUGUCCUCGCCAUGGCCGACGCCACUCUGGACCACAUGGACUAUGAUGCGUUGUUCCUGUGCCACUUAGAGCCAUCCAUCUUCGCCGACCGCCUCUCACCCCACCACGGCUCGCCUCCUACCGCUGGUAACUUCUUCAACUACAAUCGCCGCACUCCAACCCCCCAGCUCGGCCACAUCAGACGCAGCAGCAGCGCAGGAAGUCAGGAUCUUCUCCAAACCAACAAACACCAAACACACACCAACACCCCGAGGAUUUCCCGCCUCUCAGCUUUCUUGCAGGAAAUGGAAAAUGACGAUGGUCAGGAGGCAUUGCUCAACAACCAGCUCAACGAGCAGCGGAUACUGAACGGGCGGCUGUUAGCCAGUGUGAAUAAUCCUGAUAGAACUAGCAACAACGAGCUGAGCUCUAAAGGACAGGCACAUCGCGCUGGAAUGGUCAAAGCUGCCAGUACUGGAGCCCCCAUGCGGCAGUCACGUCACCGUCACAUCUUCUACCGACAACCGUCCUGCACCUUCUCCUACUACGGUCGAGUGGGGAGCCAACGCUACCGCCGGGCCAAUGCCGCUUAUCUCAUCAAGCCAUCCCGCAGCAUGAACGACCUGUGCGAGGUGGAGGCCAGACACAGGAGGAGGCACAGACAGAAAAGGAGGCACCGCAGCGCAAACACCAACUCCUCCAGCGGGGACACCGAGAGCGAAGAGGGAGAGGUUGAGACCACCGUGCGGCUGCUGUGGAUGUCCAUGCUGAAGAUGCCUCCGGAGCUGCUGCGUCUGUGCGUCUGUCACCUUCUCACCUGGUUCUCCAUUAUCGCUGAGGCUGUUUUCUUCACUGACUUCAUGGGUCAAGUCAUCUACCAUGGAGAUCCUACCGCUCCUGUAAAUUCUACUCUGUUGGAGGACUAUAACAAAGGAGUUCAGAUGGGAUGCUGGGGCCUGGUUAUUUAUGCCAUGACUGCUGCUACAUGUUCAGCUAUCCUUCAGAAGUACCUUGACAACUUUGACCUGAGUAUUAAAGUAAUCUACAUCAUGGGAACGCUUGCAUUUUCCAUAGGAACUGCUGUCAUGUCAAUCUUCCCUAAUGUGUAUGUUUCGAUGGUGAUGAUAAGCACCAUGGGUAUCAUCUCCAUGAGUAUCUCCUACUGUCCAUAUGCUCUGCUGGGACAGUAUCACGAAAUAAAAGAGUACAUCAGGCACAGUCCUGGUAACUCCCGGAGAGGCUUUGGCAUCGACUGUGCUAUCUUAUCCUGCCAGGUGUACAUUAGUCAGAUCCUGGUGGCCUCAGCUCUGGGGGCUGUCGUCGAGGCUGUUGGCAGCGUCCGUGUGAUUCCCAUGGUGGCCUCUGGGGGCUCCCUCCUCGGUUUCUUCACCGCCCUCUUCCUAGUCAUUUACCCAGCUCCUAACCAAGGGAAUAGGGAUUCAGCCAAAGCUUCGAAACGGUUCUUGACAAAGCUGGAAAAUCCCAACAGUGACGAAAUGGCUGUUACCGUUGUGACAGAGAAACCCAGCUUCCUAAAACUCAACAAGAAGGGCAAGGCCACCACCACCACCACUUCCUCUCACACGGAGAAUGAGUCUGCUCUGUGAUGGGUGGGCUCAAUUCGACAUUGCUGCUAAACCAACUAAAUUCACUUUACAAAUAAUCAAGGACGGCGGCUCGUGUGAAUUUGUUCCACUCUUGUUUUUUUCAGCUUUGACUGGCUUUUUUUUCAAUUCGGUGUUUGUUGAUUUGCUGAAAAAAAACUAAAUCUAUAGGGACCAGUGUCGCACCAGACCAGCUCUCCCAACAAAACAAAAACAUUUGAUCCCAGUGCUGUUUCAGCCAACACAGAAAUUAGUUCCACUCAGCCCAUAUUGACAUUUGAGUGAUCCUUUAGGGUCAUCAAGAAAUGACUUUCAUGCUUUUAAGGAGAGGUUGUCUCUGUUUCUCAGGGCCUCUAGGAGGUGCUACUGAGCAGCUGCCUGGACAGGAAACUUCAGGGGAUUCGCACGCAUACAUACACGCACAUACACCUCUUUAUCUGGGGUCAACCCAAUCGAAUGAAAACGUGAAGGAUGAACGCUGGAGAUGAACAUUACUCCUCGAAGCAUCAAUCAUUCGAAAAUGCUGAAAUUGUUCUUCCUUGCUGUCGAAUCUGCUUGAUCAAAUCUUUGCUAAGAUGAUGCUGACGAGAUCGACUGCUGUGUCUGCUGACGUAUUCACCAAAUUCAAUAACACACUCUACAGCACUCUGCGACAGUAGCUUUAAGAAGUGGCAUUUCUGAAACUGAGAGCCAGAAGCCUGGUUCUUGGGGAACAUUUUGAUCUGGAUUAGGCUACACUCCAGGGCAAAGUUGCCACUGUAUUGAAGGUCAAAUUCCACGAAAGAAAGAGUGCAAAUGCAAUACGCGCAGUAUACAGGGCAUUACAAUCCCAAAUAUUAUUUCCUGGUUUAUGGAGGGCCCAGAAUGCUGCUUCUGUUUUGUUUUCUUUGAAUAAUUUACACUAUCCUACAUGCUGCAUGUUAGAAAAGCAGAGAAGAAGACAGGUGUUGGGUUGUCCUCUCUCUUUCUUUCUCUACCUUCUUGCGUAUUGUUUUAGAAAAUAAAGUUGGCACAAUGUUUGUCACUAACUGCACAUUAGCUGAGCCAUUGUUUUGAAGAGUGUUAAACAGCACUUAGAAAAGCCUUGAUUUGAAAUCCUCUUGGUGUGUUGGAUUCAGUUGUUUGGGGACAUGGUUGUUGUCUGAAAUGGGAUGAAAGAAUUUUGGAAUGGAUCCUGGAUAUACUGAAAGAAAAUAACAUAAAAUGUAAGAAAAACAAAAUAAAUACCCUAGGGUUGAGAUGCCACCUGGGCGCCUCCCUAGGGAGUUGUUCCAGGCACGUCCAGCUGGGAAGAGACCGAGGGGUAGACCUAGGACCAGGUGGAGGGAUUAUAUCUCUUCGCUGGCCUGGGAGCGCCUUGGAAUCCCCCAGUCAGAGCUGGUUGAUGUGGCCAGGGAAAGGAAAGUUUGGGGCUCUCUGCUGGAGCUGUUACCUCCGCGACCCUGACAGAAAAGCGGGAGAAGAUGGAUGGAUGGAUGGAUGGGUUGAGAUUUAGUAGCCUAUAUUAACAGGUUUCGGCUUGUUAAGUGAUCCUCGGUGGAGGACUUACAGUACGCCUUACUCCUGGUUUAUUUGUCUUAGUUCCAUUGUACAAGGUCAAAUAAAGUAUAUAUAGUAUUUUUGAUGCUUAUUACAUUUGUGCUUUAUGCUUAUUGCAUAUUGAAAAGAGGAAAUUGGAAUGAAAUUAGGAAGUGUUCACUUAAAAUAUAUAAAAAUAUAGAGUAUACAUAUAUGAGAGUAUAUAUAUUGAUCGUAUAUGUCCCACAAUGCCAAACUGCUCUUUUAGAUCUUUGAACCUAAGAGACAUUUGAAUUGUUGCAAAUUUGGAAAUAAAAAUACAAACUUAGGCAAUCAUUUUUUCAGAAUAAAACUACAACUUUACCGAUACAAGUUUGUCUCCUGAAAAAACAUCAAAUAACCAGAAUACUUUACCAAAUUACCAAAAAGAAAAAAUCCAGUUUACCCCAUGACCAGAAUAUAACAUUUUCUUGAACCAAACGUCUUCAAUUGGUUUCUUAAAGUGUCGUAGGAGAGUGUUGAUAGUAGGUGACACUAAAACUGUUUAGUUUAACUUCAACGCUGUUAACAUUUAUACACAGUGAUGAGACUAAUAGGCUUAUCAUCAGAAAUAAAGUUGUAUAAAUUAAAACUAAAAUUGUAUUAAUACUGAAUGAUAACGAGUGUUGGCCAAUAAUGUUAUAUAAUCCUGGAAUGUUUUAAUAGGCUGUAAUAGAGGACUUUAAAGAAGUUUUUGUAAAAAAGACUUAAUGUGAGAUUUAAGAUUUGAUUGUGUCUUCUUGUUUUCUGACAAAUCAGAUUUUUUGUUGUAAUAACAGCCUCUGUUAAUCAGCUGUGGAGAGCAGUGUGUGUGAGGCUGGUGCAGGCAGAGAAGGGUUGUUUAUGGUGGUACAAUCUGGGAGUUUUUACCCUUCAUGUCAGGUUCAAAUGCUAAGGUUUGGGUCAGUUUCCUUUCAGUUCUAUCAGCGGAAACACGCAAAUUGAAAUGUUAAUGCAGUGAGUUCAUUUUUUGAUGGAAGGAACAUUUAUUUUUGGGUUAUUAUAGCGUUUAACAGAAAAUUCUUAUUUUUAACUUGAGUUGUAGAAGAGGAUUCACUCAUUUAUAAUGUUAUUUUUUCACUUGAAUGGAUGUUGGUGCAGAGUUUUAACAGAAUAGAUUCCUUCCAUAAUUUCAGGUACAUUCAGUCAGUCCCAUAGUGGAGCAGAGAGAUGACCACCUCUUUGGUGCUGGGAUGAAAAAAAAUGCAGGGAUAACAAAAGACGAGGAGGAGGUACAGAAGCAUUUUGGCUUCUGUAACAAAUAGGGCAAUAACAUAUUCUGAUAAAAUAAUGGACAAACAAUUCCGUUUAAUGACAAACAUGAAUAUUAAAAAAUAAAUUGGGUUUAGGAGGUUUGCAUGUGAUAACAGCAAUAUGCAUGUGUAGAACACCAAAGUAUGACUCUGUAAAAAUCACUCAAGCUCUUGUCUUUAUUGUCCUAAUAGGUCAGGGAUGUAUUUUCUAAUGCAUGGCUGGGUGUUUGUGUCUUUUAGUUUGAAAAUAAAACGUGUAAAGAAAAACCAACAUGUACUCUUUAAGCUGAAGAAUUGUGCUCGGUCUGGGUCAGCACACCCUCAACAAGCAUGAGACUUUCUAACAUUUUUGCACAUUUUAUGGGUGAAGUUUCAGGCGUCACGUGUCGUCAGGAGCAACCCUCCUUGUUAGAAGUGUAGGUGAGAAACUCCAGGCCUCAAAUACUUGAAGUGCAACCUGAGUGUCUCUUUUCCAAUGCAUUGGGAAGUCUUUGAUUUUAUUUCUUUGGUUCUUAUUAUCCCAAGCCUUUUAUUUACCGCAGACUCUGGAAUGUUCAGACAGCAUCAUGGCCUGCUGGGAGAUUGAGUUCCUACCUUUUGGUUCCAUCUUGUGACUUAAAUGUAAAAAAAAGUCAAUGAAUGUCAAGUGAUUUCAGCUGAAAUAAUUUUUGUUUUGAUGUUUGACAAGCCUGACAUUGCACAGAACUUGCACAUAAUAGGUUUUAAAAAAACAAAACAAAAAAACAGAAGUGUUUUGCAAAAGGAAGAAAACCAAUAACUGUUGAUAUUUAUUUUUGGGAUUUUAGUUUCCAAAAGACUAAAUUGUUCUAUAUACUGUUACAGAUGUGUGCGUGGGUGUGUGUGUGUGAGAGAAAGAUUAGUCGUCUCAUAGUUGUUCACAUGUAAAGCUAGAGUGUGUUAAAACGUCAUCUCAGUGUUUUGUUUUGAGUUCUUCUUCUCAGUACUUUGCAAUUGGCUGCAACACUGAAAGGUUAUUUACGAGUCUUUACCAUCUCUGUUCUGGUGUUUUAAUUCAAUUAGAAAAUGUCUUUUUUUUGUUGUUGUUAGAAUUUGACGGCAGAGCCACACAUGAGAGUUUGGCCUUUGCACUUUUUUCAGUGGCAGCCAUGUUGGCUCCACCGUCCGGAUCACUGAAUGAAUGUGGAGACGCUGUUUCUUGUUCCCAGCUGUCAGUGGCAGCAGCGUGGCAGCCGUACAGUUAGUCCAACCUGGCCAGACUCUGUGUGUGUGUGUGUGUGUGUGUGUGUGUGUGUGUGUGUGUGUGUGUGUGUGUGUGUGUGUGUGUGUGUGUGUGUGUGUGUGUGUGUGGUUUCUGCCUUCAGUGAACUGUGUUAAUGACAAAGGAGAUAGAUGCCUAUAUACGUUGAUCCUCACAGAGGUUAAAUCAAGAAGAAUACUUAAAGAAUGGGAAAGUAUGCGCAGUGUACUAUAUAAUAUGCCUUGUUAUUUUAAGAAAAGAUGUAAAUAUACAUAUUUCUCUUUUAGUUUCUUCUUUUUUUGCUGCUAUAAAAAGAUGAUUAUUUUUGUUAGUAGUUUUGUUUUCUAUAUAAAUACUGUAUAUAUCUCUAUGUUCUGUAAAUAUGCUUGAGCCUUCAUAAGUAGGACUCUGGAUGAACACUGUAUGGAACGCACCUUUAAAAUCUGUUCUGAAUUAAACCAACAA
Eleginops maclovinus (Patagonian blennie) is the source of this 8360-nucleotide messenger RNA. RefSeq names its product solute carrier family 45 member 4. The transcript has 16 exons. The coding region runs from base 1230 to 3869 and encodes 879 amino acids. NCBI's taxonomy places the organism in Eukaryota, Metazoa, Chordata, Actinopteri, Perciformes, Eleginopidae. Gene Ontology annotation, biological process: transmembrane transport. The record is from RefSeq and is a predicted model, not a curated record. Gene Ontology annotation, molecular function: sucrose:proton symporter activity. Gene Ontology annotation, cellular component: membrane.